AUGGCCCCUACCGCUGUUUCAGAGACCAACAAUGUCGCUGCCGCUGACCUCAAAGCAAAAGUCGUCGAGGGCAGCAUCGAGAUCGAAAAGAGCCCCAAACUCCCCCUCGCUGAUAACUACAUGUAUGAUUUCAAAUACAAUCAUGCUCUCCCUACCAUUCAAUCUUUAGGGGCAGACAUCGCUGAAAACGCGGAUGCCACUGAGGAAGCCGAAGCUAUCAUUGGUCGAUUGUCCGAAGUUUUGGCCAACGGCGAUGCAGAUGGUUUCGCCGAUCUAUUCUUGGAAUUCGGUGUUUGGAGAGACAAACUCGCUUUCACUUGGGAUUACCGAACAUUCAACUUCAAGAAGGCUAUUCGUCAAGCCGCCGGUGAUCUCCUUCCUACAACCAGAGCCAAGAAUUUGCGAUUCUUAACUCCUGCUCCCAAGAUUCACCGACCCUACGCCGACUUGUCUUACCUGCAAAUAGUCUUUGCUUUGGACACCGAGAUUGCUGGCGCUCAUGCUGUGCUCAAUGCAGUACAGACUCCCGAAGGCUGGAAGGUCUGGACCCUUCACACCGUCAUCGAGUCUCUUCACGAUUUCCCCGAAUUACACGUAGCCGAUGGUCACAUGACUGGCGAAGUCAGUUGGGAGAAGCAGCGUGCGAUCGACGAUGACAAGGUCCAGCCUGAAGUGGUAGUUGUUGGAGGUGGUCAGAAUGGUCUCGCCCUCACUGCGCGAUUGAAGGCACUUGGUGUCACCACUUUAAUAGUUGACCACAGCGCGGAGAUAGGUGAAGUAUGGACCAAACGAUAUGAAUACCUCUCACUCCACUUCCCUCAUUGGGCCGAUCACUUCCCCUACUUCCCUUACCCUGAACGAUGGCCAACCUACACUCCCGCUCAAAAGCAAGGUCUAUUCAUGCAAUGGUACGCCUCUGCUAUGGAGCUUCAUGUUUGGAACAGCUCGAAAGUAGUCUCGGCUGAACAAAGCGAGUCCGGUGACUGGACGGUCAAGGUCAACAAGGGUGGGAAGGAGCUUAGAACUCUGCAUCCCAAGCACGUUGUAAUGGCAACCUCGCUUUGUGGUGUUCCAACCUUACCUGUUGUUCCUGGUAUCGCCGACUGGAAAGCCGGUAUCUACAGACAUUCGACCGCUCAUGACUCUUCCCGAGACUUUGUUGGCAAGAAGGUCCUCGUGGUUGGUACUUCUUCAUCUGGUUUCGACACUGCCUACGAUUGCGCACGACGGGGAAUCGAUGUGACUCUCCUUCAAAGAUCGCCAACGUAUAUCAUGUCCUUGACCCACUCUGUUCCACGUGCAAUUGCGGAAGAGCUCUCCCGACGAAACGCGGAAACUUUAGAGAAUCUCGACAAGGAGUUGCUCGAUGCCCUUCACGCCAAAGGUUUGAGAACAUGGCGUGGUCAACGUGGUACCGGUAACGCUACCCUCGGUUCUACUAGAAACGGUGGUUUCUACUUCGAUGCCGGUGCUUGUGAGCAGAUCAUCAAUGACAAGAUCAAGGUCGAGCCCGGUUUCAUCGAGAAGUUCACAGAGGACAAAGUCAUUCUUUCGGGAGGCAGAGAACGACACUACGACCUCAUCGUUUUCGCUACCGGUUUCUCCAAUACUAUCGACUCUGUGCGAAACACUCUUGGAGACAAGAUAGCAGACCAGUGUGGUCCUAUCUGGGGUGUCGAUGAUGAGGGAGAAUUCAAGUCUGCCUACAAGGAAUCAGGAGUACCCAACUUAUGGAUCUUCGUUGGAUACUUGCCUUACACUCGAUUCCACUCCAAGCGACUCGCCCUCAGACUCAAAGCAUUGAUCGCAGGUGUCUCUCCAUCUCCUUACAAAGCAUGA
Kwoniella shivajii is the source of this 1839-nucleotide messenger RNA. RefSeq lists its product as uncharacterized. NCBI's taxonomy places the organism in Eukaryota, Fungi, Basidiomycota, Tremellomycetes, Tremellales, Cryptococcaceae. The transcript has 5 exons. The record is from RefSeq and is a predicted model, not a curated record. The coding region runs from base 1 to 1839 and encodes 612 amino acids. Gene Ontology annotation, molecular function: flavin adenine dinucleotide binding; NADP binding; N,N-dimethylaniline monooxygenase activity.